AUGUCAUCUGAACUUGAUAGCAUCGCAUUUCUCUUCUUGACGCUGGGCGAAGUCAAAAAUCCGCUGGCUUGGGAAGCAUGGUUCCAUAAGGCCCGCAAGGAAGUUUUCGACAUCCACGUACACGCUAAGUUCGAGGAUGAGGUGAAGCAUCCGCUGUUCAAGAACAAUCUCAUUCAAGGGAUCAAGACCAAGUGGGGCACUGUGUCCCUAGUUCAAGCACACUUGCUGCUGCUAAAUAAAGCUCUCAAGAAGGAGAGGAAUAGAUGGUUUAUCCUCCUCAGCGACAGCUGCCUCCCUCUUGUGAGCUUCGAGGUUCUCCUCAAGACUCUGAGGAAAGGGCAUCAUCAUAGCUGCUUCGACCUUCACAGUGUGAAAGCUCAGAAAGAGCAGAGGAAGAACAUCCAGCUGAUAACAUCAGACCUGUUGGUCCAUGACGACCUUUCCCCUGUACCCUGUCGCCUCGAAGUUGCCAAUGGUGACGGGAUGCAGGAUGAAGAGCUGAUCAAGGACCUUCUGCUACAUGAAGAGAUCACGGCUCACUCUCAGUGGUGUAUCCUCAACAGGAAGGACGCGGAGAUUCUCGUCCAAGGAGGAAACAUCGAGACAUGGUUUGAGGCAUACCGGAGGUUUUUGAGGCCCAACCUUGUCAAGCGCAGUUACCUGCUGGCGCCGGACGAACUUUUCAUCCUCACGUUCCUCCGCCACUUCCACAGGACGCAGGGGACGUCGUACAAGUUCAUCAACAGAAAGAGCACUUUUGCUCACUGCUGCCUUGACAUCGCCCACUGCUGCUGCUCGCUGGGGAGGGCAGCGCACCCACUCUCCUUCACGUCCCUGCAGAAAGAUCUGCUCAGUCUCGCCUUCGCGCACGACUCGCUGUUUGCCAGGAAGUUCGAAGCAGAGCAAGGGAUUCACAUCGAGCACUUCGAGGCUCUCUGGGAGAGCCGGUGGGAGUCCAAUCGCAUCCUCGACGUUGCUGAGAUCAGCUCGGCACUCGCUAACCCGGACCGGCUGACGCAGCGGCAGCAGCUCGUGAUCGCUAUGAAGUUGUCGCGCCAUGCCGGAAACUGUUCGGAGGUGGAGGUCCAGGAGGAGUGCGACAUGGUGCCAAGUCCUGCGGUGGAGGAGGGGAGGAGGAGCUCAGGGGCGGGGGAGGAGCAAGGAAAGCGCAAGAGGUCGAGAGUUUGUAGAGAGACCUGCCAAGCUGAGCCGCUGGACGCGGGAGAGAUCACUCAACGAGUGUCGAGGGAGGAGAGGAAGAUGAUGGCGACUUGGAACAUGAUCAUGCAAGCAGAGGAGCUGAGGGUGAAGAAGGAGGCGCGUAUACGGAAGAAGAUGGAGACGUCGGUAGAGCAGAGCAAGGUGAAGGAGCAGGAAGGAACCGGCACAACAGACAAGGAGGUGCAGAAGGGUGAUAGCAAGGAAACGAUUGAGGAAGAGGAAAGGACAAACUUGGGGGCAAGUGCGGUGACGCCGAAGAAGGCGGAGGGGGGGAGGAAGAACAAGGUCCUCUGCUACAACUCUCAAGACGUGGGAAAGGUCAUCAAAAUCCUCUGCGAGGACGAUGGCCUCCUGCCGGUUGAGCUGUUGGAGUACAAGAAAGAGAAGAAGUUCCUCGUUAAGUUCCUCAGCGACGGCACCUGCAUGCUCGUUGAUCUCGCACGUGUUGUCCACCGGCAGUUGAAGGUGAGACAUGCCGUUGCUGGUGGUGGUGGUGGUGGUGGUGGUGAAAAAGUGGAAGAGCCAAAGAGCCGGGAGGAAAGGAAGUUGCUUGCUACGCUCAACAGCAUGCUGAAGGCAGAGAAGAUGAGAAUAAGGAGAGAGCAGACAAGGGUCGGGAAGAAGUCGACCGGCUCGGAGGAGAAUGUGGAGGAGAAGAGAGAGGUAGGGAGAGAGGAAGCAGGGAGGGAGGAGGAAGAGCAGGGUUCGCAGGGAGAGGAAGAGAAAUCGUCCAACACAUGUUUGAAGGGCGGAGGCGAGCAAGGAAGUCCGCCGGAGCAAAGUUUGUAUGUGCUGGAAGCAGAGGGGAGAAGAGAAGUUGUGUAA
Messenger RNA from Guillardia theta CCMP2712, 2046 nucleotides. RefSeq lists its product as hypothetical. The record is from RefSeq and is a predicted model, not a curated record. Bases 1 to 2046 code for a protein of 681 amino acids. Gene Ontology annotation, molecular function: glycosyltransferase activity. NCBI's taxonomy places the organism in Eukaryota, Cryptophyceae, Pyrenomonadales, Geminigeraceae. Gene Ontology annotation, cellular component: membrane. The transcript has 9 exons.